This is a messenger RNA of Syngnathoides biaculeatus (alligator pipefish), 3768 nucleotides long. RefSeq names its product protocadherin beta-5-like. Gene Ontology annotation, molecular function: calcium ion binding. The record is from RefSeq and is a predicted model, not a curated record. NCBI's taxonomy places the organism in Eukaryota, Metazoa, Chordata, Actinopteri, Syngnathiformes, Syngnathidae. Bases 1 to 3663 code for a protein of 1220 amino acids. The transcript has 3 exons. Gene Ontology annotation, cellular component: plasma membrane. Gene Ontology annotation, biological process: homophilic cell-cell adhesion.
AUGGAACAAAGAGGCGCGCGCGGACGGGCGAGACGCUGUUUGCUGGGAUUUGCGGCCGCGCUGCUUUUGUGCAGCGGGACUUCGGCGCAAUUGAGGUACUCCAUCUCCGAGGAGGUCGACGAAGGAACCGUGGUGGGAAAUGCCGCAAAGGACCUCGGAUUGGAUCGGAACGCGCUGAAGGAGCGCAGGUAUCGGAUCGUCUCGGGCAGUGCGGAGCCUCUUUUCCACGUGAGCCAGGCCGAUGGCGUCCUCUACGUCAGCAGGAAGAUCGACAGGGAAAAGGAGUGUCCGCAAAGCGCUGCGUGUCUGAUCAACCUAAAAACGGUGCUAGAAAACCCACUGGAGGUCCACUAUGUGGGAGUGGAAAUCUUGGACGUGAACGACCACUCCCCCACAUUUGCCGAGGAAGAAACGAAGAUGGACAUUCCUGAAUCGGUGCUGCCUGGGGCGAGAUUUCAGCUGAAAGCGUCUCAGGAUGGUGACAGUGGUCACUUUUCUGUUCAGCAAUAUAAACUCAGUGAAAAUAAUUAUUUUCGCUUAGAAGUUAAAGACAAAGGAAAAGAUGCCAAAAUUCCCGUACUGGUUGUUAAAAAAUCGUUAGAUAGGGAAGCAACAGAACACAUUUCAGUUGUGUUAACUGCAGUGGAUGGAGGAAAACCUCCAAAAACAGGUGCAAUGAAUAUUUCAAUAAAUGUGCUGGACAUCAACGAUAAUGCGCCGAUAUUCUCUGAAGAAAUCUAUUCUGUGAUGCUCCAGGAAAAUGCCGAAAUGGGAACGACUGUCGUUCAAGUGAGUGCAACUGAUUUAGAUGAAGGAUCAAAUGGAGAAGUAGUUUAUUCCUUCAGCAACAGUAUGAAUCAAAAUAUAAUGGAUUUAUUUCAUAUCACAGAAAAAACAGGAGAGAUUGUAGUGAAAGGCCCGAUAGACUACGAGGAGAACGACGUCUUUGAAAUUGAAGUUCAAGCGUCAGAUAAAGGUUCUGUUCCACUAACAACAGAAAAAAGUGUCAUCAUCAAGGUUGUUGAUGUGAAUGACAAUGCACCUGAGAUCGAAGUCACGUCAUUUUCCAGUUCCAUUCCGGAAGAUUCCAGACUAGGAACCACAGUUGCUCUCAUCAGUGUCAACGACUUGGAUUCUGGCCCGAACGGGAAAGUCAUUUGCUCCAUAAGCCAGGAUCUUCCUUUUGCCUUGUCGCCGUCAUUACAAGACAAAAUGUAUUCUUUAGUUACGAAAUCCCCUUUGGACCGGGAGAAAAGGUCCACGUACGACAUAUCGGUAGUUGCCAGAGACGCCGGACGACCCGCACUCUCGUCCGAGAAGACGAUAAGCGUUUACGUUUCAGAUGUCAACGACAACAGGCCCGAGUUUGCCUUCAGUCCUUACACUUUCUACGUCGCCGAGGGCAACAAAGCGGGCGCCUCCGUCUUUUCCAUCCAAGCUUCUGACCGCGACGAUGGCGAGAACGCUGCCAUCACAUACCGGAUUCUCAGAGAAGGGAGAGAAGAAAAUAAGCCGUCUUCGUUUCUGAGUAUAAAUAGCCAAAGCGGAGAAGUCACAGCGCUGAAAAGUUUUGACUUUGAGGCGCUGAAAAGCUUCCAGUUCCAGGUGUCGGCCACGGACGGCGGAAGUCCUCCGCUGAGCGGCAACGUGACGGUCAAGGUGUUCAUUCUGGAUCAGAACGACAACGCUCCGGUCAUCGUGUAUCCGCUCAGCUCCAACGGUUCCGCCCAAGGCGCGGAGGAGAUUCCCCGCAAUAGCAAAGCGGGAGACUUGGUGACCCGAGUCCGAGCCUACGACGCCGAUACGGGAUAUAACGGCUGGUUACUGUUUUCGCUGCACCCGCCUGGCGAGCGCGCUCUCUUUUCUUUGGACCGCUACACGGGCCAGAUCAGAACUCUUCGCUCCUUCACGGAGACGGACGGGGCCGAGCAUCGGCUGCUGGUACUGGUCAAAGACAACGGCGACGUUUCGCUGUCGGCGACGGCUACCGUCACCGUCAAACUGGCGGAGCCCAAAGAGGUUUUCGCCGCUUCCGACCACGUCCAAAGUGCGGCCGAAGCGGACCGCAGCGAGGACCGGCUGACUUUUUAUCUGGCGCUGACUUUGGGCUCGGUCUCGUUGCUUUUGGUGAUCAGCGUGGUGGUGCUGAUCGCCAUGCGCUGCUCCAAAUCCACAGAGUACACUUCCAAAUAUCUCCAAGACCCCCAUUAUGACGGCACGCUGUGUCACAGCAUCCAGUACCGAUCCGGGGACAAACGCUACAUGCUGGUCGGACCCAGGAUGAGUAUCGGUUCCACUGUCAUGUCGGGCAGCCGUGCCAACACGCUGCUCAUGUCUGACGCCACAAGCGCAGCAGGGGAGGUAAGACAAAUACUGAACAAAUUUCCGGCUCGUUCGUUAUGCCGAUUGCAUGUUGGAUUUGUGGCCCCGUUUUCCCUCCAAUUGAUCCGUUUUGUUCCCCCACCCACGCGGACUCGCAUUUGUACUCAUAAGCGGCGCAUAAUGUCUCGCUGCGGACGCGCGCCGCCGACGCAGCGUUUGCUGGUCGUCAUCUUUUGUUUGAAAUUCUCGUUUGUCUUCGCGAUGGCGCAGCUGCGCUACUCCAUUCCCGAGGAAGGAACCGACGACGCGCUCGUCGGGAACGUUGCGAAAGAUUUGGGGUUGGAUGUGAGCGGACUCAACGCGCGGGGAUUCCGCGUGGUUUCCGGGCCGGCGGAACCUUUGUUUGCGUUAACAAACAUGGGCACGUUGAGAGUGAAAAGGAAAAUCGACCGAGAGGAGGUCUGUGAGCGAGUCAGCCCGUGUCUCGUCAACAUUAAGAUCGUUGUGGAGAAUCCCUUGGAGGUGCAUUAUGUCGCCGUGGAGGUUUUGGACGUCAACGACCACUCUCCCACCUUCCCCGACAACAAGACGCGCUUGGAGAUUUCGGAGUCUGCCCUGCCCGGUGCGCGAUUUCAGCUGCAGAGCGCUCACGACCCGGACAGCGACACGUUUUCAGUUCACUCGUACAAACUCAGUCAAAAUGAGCAUUUUCGCCUGGAGGUGAAAGACCGAGGGGAGGACGGCAAAAUUCCCGUUUUGUAUUUGCAUAAAGCGCUGGACAAAGAAAGUGCUGGCAGUCACCAACUGCUGCUGACGGCGCUCGAUGGUGGGAAGCCUCCGAGGUCGGGAAGCUCGCAGAUUGUCAUUCGCGUUUUAGAUGUAAAUGACAACAUGCCCGUUUUCACCUCCGAGUCCUACUCUGCGGUGCUGAAGGAAAAUGCCCCAAUUGGCACAACCAUCUUGCGAGUGAACGCCACAGAUUUAGAUGAGGGUCUCAACGGCGAGGUGGUCUACUCGUUCGGUCAGAAUGUUCAUCACAAAUUGCGCAAAGUUUUCGACGUGGAUGCAAACACUGGAGAAAUUACAGUGAAAGGACCGAUAGAUUUUGAGGCAAAGGACAAGUAUGAAAUUGAUAUUAAAGCAUCUGAUAAAGGGACAGCGCCCCUGGAAACAGAGAAAAGUGUGAAAAUAACUAUUGUGGACUUAAAUGACAACACCCCUGAAAUUGAAGUGACGUCACUUUCGAGUGCUAUUGCAGAGGAUUGCAAACCCGGGACCACCGUAGCUUUGAUAAGUGUCAACGAUAAGGACUCAGAGAGCUUCGGUCCAAGUACGACGUGACCAUCGUAGCGAAGGAUGCCGGCGAACCGCCUUUGUCCUCUCGCAACACAAUCAGUGUGACGGUGACAGAUGUCAACGACAACAGUCCAGAGUUUUCAAGUAGUC